Thermothielavioides terrestris NRRL 8126 is the source of this 1384-nucleotide messenger RNA. RefSeq lists its product as uncharacterized. Gene Ontology annotation, biological process: pentose-phosphate shunt; carbohydrate metabolic process. The transcript has a single exon. Bases 278 to 1069 code for a protein of 263 amino acids. Gene Ontology annotation, molecular function: 6-phosphogluconolactonase activity. The record is from RefSeq and is a predicted model, not a curated record. Lineage: Eukaryota; Fungi; Ascomycota; Sordariomycetes; Sordariales; Chaetomiaceae.
UUGCUUUCCCCAAACCUGCGGUCACCACUGACGACGACUCCUGACGUGGGGCAAGUACACUUCGGAAAUUGGCCUGUUUCGGAGGCUGUCACGGCGCACAUCGAAAGUGCCAAAUCCCGGAACAGCGCUGAGCCUGUUUAUCGGCCCCCGUCCGACUCGAGGCGUGUCUGCGUCGACACCCCGUGCCACACCCGGCACCUCGGCUCAAUCUUGCAAGUUGCAGCACCCGCCAUCACCGCCUGACCGUGACAACGGCGCAUAGAGAUAAAGCAGCACAAUGGCGAAACAAGCAAACCUCUACUCCUUCCCAACCGUGGAGGCUCUCGCCCCGGCCCUCCGCGCCUACGUGAUCUCCUGCCAGGAAGCCGGCAUCACCCGCCACGGCGUCUUCAAGGUGGCCGUCUCGGGCGGCUCGCUGCCCAAGACGCUGGCGCAGGCCCUGUUGGCGCCGCCCACCUCGGACGCCGACACGAUCAAGUGGGACCGGUGGGAGAUCUUCUUCGCCGACGAGCGCGCCGUGCCGCUCGACCACCCGGACUCCAACUACGCGCUGCUCAAGGCCGAGCUGCUCGACAAGUUGCAGCUGCCCGACGGCACCACCCCCCCGGUUGUGCACACCAUCGACCCCGAGGCGCUCGACGACACGCAGGAGCUGGCCGACCGGUACGAGCAGGCGCUCGUGCGCAGCUUCGCCAGCCGCGACUCGGUCAAGCUGCCCAUCUUCGACCUGCUGCUGCUCGGCUGCGGGCCCGACGGCCACACGUGCUCGCUGUUCCCCGGCCACGAGCUGCUGCGCGAGACGAGCGCCUGGGUCGCCCCCAUCGAGGACUCGCCCAAGCCGCCGCCGAGGCGCGUCACGCUGACCCUGCCCGUCGUGACGCACGCCGUGAAGGUGGCCUUCGUGGCCACCGGCGCCGGGAAGAAGGAGGUCCUGAAGGAGAUCUUUGAGCAAGGGAACGGCCUGCCCUGCGCGCUGGUCAACGAGGGGACCGGCGGGAGGUGCAGCUGGUUCGUCGACAACGCGGCCGUCGAGGGGGUUAGCUACCCCCGGCGGCCGUUCAGCUUAUGAUCGGCGAAGGGGCCAAGGGGCAGGCAUGUAUGGGCGGGUUUUGGGAGGUCCAUAAGGAGGAGAACAGCGGUGUAGCAAGCUCACGACACCAGUUGACCCGCCCAGACGGGUCCAUCCCGUCUGGCGUUCAGCGUCGACAGAAAGGAUUUUGAGGCGGCCACAGCUUUCGUUAGCUUUGAUAUCCCACAGUUGUGUUAUUUGCUUGCGCGCAAGGUUGCGGGCGGUUUCCUGAACAGAGCUAUCUAGCUAAACGUUGUUUCGUCUUGUCUUGGGAAUUCUCACUACCGCCUUCGGGCACCCUUACCGUGUGUUAAC